Messenger RNA from Zea mays, 1438 nucleotides. RefSeq names its product gibberellin 2-beta-dioxygenase 2. Lineage: Eukaryota; Viridiplantae; Streptophyta; Magnoliopsida; Poales; Poaceae. The transcript has 3 exons. The record is from RefSeq and is a predicted model, not a curated record. The coding region runs from base 122 to 1171 and encodes 349 amino acids.
CCGGCGGCAUCAUCAUCCUCACUGCCACUCUAAAACUCUCUCUCGCGCGCGCGCGCGCUCCACAAGUACGCAACACGGUACACGUGCAAUCAUAUUCAUACCACGCAAUAAUCAUCUAGCCAUGGUAGCGCCGUCGGCGGCGGCAGGCCGGGACAUGGCGCCGGAGUCUCUCCCGCUCGGCAUUAUCCCGACGGUGGACAUGUCGGCGCCGUCGGGGCGCGGCGAGCUGGCGCGCCGGCUGGUGCGCGCCUGCGCGGAGCGCGGCUUCUUCAAGGCCGUCAACCACGGCGUGCCGCCGCGGGUGUCCGCCCGGCUGGACGCCGCCACGUCGGCGUUCUUCGCGCGCCCCGCUCCGGUGAAGCAGGCGGCCGGGCCGCCGGACCCGCUGGGGUAUGGCAGCCGGAACAUUGGUGCCAACGGCGACGUCGGCGAGCUGGAGUACCUCAUCCUGCACGCCCAACCCGCAGCAGUGGCGCGCAAGGCCAUGGUCAUCGACGCGGAGGACCCUUCGCGGUUCAGUGUAGCAGUGAACGAGUACGUGGACGCAGUGCGGCGUCUCGCGUGCCGGGUCCUGGACCUCCUCGGCGAGGGCCUCGGCCUCGGGGACCCGACGUCCUUGAGCCGCUUCGUCUCGGCCGUCGUCGACAGCGACUCCGUCCUCAGGAUCAACCACUACCCCACGUCCAGCGCGGCGGCGGAUGUGUCUGCCAAGGGCAUCGGGUUCGGCGAGCACACCGACCCGCAGAUCCUCAGCCUGCUCCGCGCCAACGACGUGGACGGCCUGCAGGUGCUGCUGCCCGACGCCCGCGGCGGCAGCGGCGGCGACCAGUGGGUCCAGGUGCCGGCUGACCCGUCCGCCUUCUUCAUCAACGUCGGUGACGCCCUUCAGGCCCUGACAAACGGGCGGUUGGUGAGCAUCCGGCACAGGGUGAUGGCCAGCACCACCCGGCCGCGGCUGUCCACCAUCUACUUCGCCGCGCCGCCGCUCGACGCCCGCAUCGCAGCGCUCCCGGAGACGGUGGUUGCCGGCGCGGCGCGGCGGUACAGGACCUUCACAUGGGCGGAGUACAAGAAGGCCAUGUACGCGCUCCGCCUCAGCCACAACCGUCUUGAUCUCUUCCACGCAGACGCAUCCUCCGGCGGCAGCGGCGAUAAAAAGCAUGAUAUAUAGCCCUGGAUGAGCUACGGUACACGUACAGCAGAAGUGAAGUGAACAUGACGACGAGGGUCUAGGUAGCGAUAUAAUGUACGUACCACACAACCGCCGUCUAAGCUACUUUUCUGACAGGGUUCAGGUUUGUUAAUUUGUUUGUAUAGAUGCUAGUAUAGGCAUAUUUAAAUUUGUACUACUAUAUCAGAUAUCAGAGAUGCUACUAUGCAUAUUUAAAUUUGUACUACUAUUUAAAUUUGUAUAGAUAACUCUGUCUAUGUUGUCUCA